Molecule: messenger RNA, 2547 nt
Organism: Truncatella angustata
Lineage: Eukaryota; Fungi; Ascomycota; Sordariomycetes; Amphisphaeriales; Sporocadaceae
Product: Choline/Carnitine o-acyltransferase-domain-containing protein
Exons: 3
Coding region: 1-2547 (848 amino acids)
Biological process (GO): carnitine metabolic process
Cellular component (GO): mitochondrion
Molecular function (GO): carnitine O-acetyltransferase activity
Source: RefSeq, a predicted model, not a curated record
AUGCCAACUCAAGUCCGUAUCUUUGCUAUGCCAAAGUCUCUUGGCGAGACUCUAAACAGCAGUUCACAAUCAUCCAUACCUCGUUCUUCACCAGACUUGCCCAACGGGUUGACCAACGGGAAGACAGCUGCGUCUCAUACUCAGGAGAACUACAAAUUAUCAGCGUCCACCAUGAGCGAGGAUCCCAACGCCGAGGGGAUCACCUUCGCCGGCCAGGAUUCCCUUCCCAAAUUGCCCAUUCCUGAUCUCGAACACACGUGCGAGAAAUAUCUUACUGCAUUAAAACCACUACAAGGAGUGAGAGAACAUGCAGAUACCAAGCAUGCUGUACAAGAAUUUCUGAAGCAUGAUGGCCCGAUGUUGCAAGAAAGACUGCAUAAUUAUGCCGUUGGCAAGACCAGUUAUAUUGAGCAGUUCUGGUAUGAUUCGUAUCUGAACUUCGAUAACCCUGUCGUUCUCAACCUAAACCCAUUCUUCCUGCUUGAAGAUGAUCCAACGCCGGCCCGAAACAACCAAGUCACACGCGCUGCUUCACUAGUCGUGUCGGCGUUGGAAUUUGUGAGAGCUGUACGUCGUGAGGAACUUCCACCAGACGCUAUCAAAGGGAAACCCCUUGAUAUGUACCAGUACUCCAGACUAUUCGGUACCGCAAGAGUGCCCACAGAGCAUGGAUGCCAGAUUGAGCAGGAUCCUGACUCGAAACACGUCGUUGUUCUGUGCCACGGCCAAUUUUACUGGUUUGACGUCCUCGAUGACCAAAACGAUUUAAUCAUGAGUGAGAAGGACUUGAGCAUCAAUCUCCAGACCAUUAUCGACGAUGCUGCACAGACGCCAAUCCAAGAUGCAGCAAAAGGCGCGUUGGGUAUUCUUAGCACGGAAAAUCGGAAAAUUUGGUCAGGUCUGAGAGAUGUGCUGACCAGAGAAGAAGGUUCAAACAACGCGGAUUGUUUGGGAAUUAUCGACUCGGCUCUGUUCAUGCUCUGUCUCGAUUAUACAGAACCCAAGACAGCUGCUUCACUUUGCGAGAACAUGCUCUGUGGAACCAAUCUAGUUGAAAAAGGUGUCCAGAUCGGUACCUGCAUCAACCGGUGGUACGACAAGCUACAAAUUAUUGUAUGUAAAAACGGAAGUGCGGGUAUCAAUUUCGAGCAUACUGGCGUUGAUGGACAUACUGUUCUGAGAUUCGCCAGUGAUGUUUACACAGACACUAUCCUGCGGUUCGCGAGAACAAUCAAUGGAAAGGCACCAAGUCUUUGGAAGACAACAAGUCCAGAUCCAUCCAAGCGUCACCCAGAAAGCUUUGGAGAUGUUAAUACGACGCCGCACAAACUCGAAUGGGACAUGCUUCCGGAACUGAGCAUUGCAGUUCGUUUCGCUGAAACGAGGCUGUCAGAUCUUAUUGGGCAAAAUGAAUUCGAGUGCCUGGACUUCAGCGGUUACGGCAAGAACUUCAUAACAUCAAUGGGGUUUUCCCCGGAUGCAUUUGUUCAAAUGGCCUUUCAGGCGGCCUACUAUGGACUCUAUGGGCGUAUUGAAUGCACUUACGAACCUUCGAUGACCAAGAUGUUCCUGCACGGCCGCACGGAAGCUAUUCGGACGGUGACGGAUAGCUCAGUGGACUUUGUGCAGACGUUCUGGGCGGAUCAUCCAGCAGAGGCAAAAGUGGAUGCACUUCGUAAAGCAUGCCAGAAGCAUGUGGAGAAUACAAAGGAUUGCGCAAUGGCCAAGGGUUGUGAUAGACACCUUUACGCUCUCUUUUGCGUGUGGCAGAAGUUCAUCGACGAGCAACAAAACGGUAGCUUCAGUGGGUACUCAAGCCCAAUUGACUCCGGGUCGGAUAGAGAUCUCACAUCGCCGGUGGGAAGCCCGAGCAACGAUUCAGUCAUAUCUAUUGACGGGGAGAUCAAGACGCGAGACCGUGGCGACAGCACAGGAUCCAGGUCGCGGGAACAAUCUGUACCAUCUAUCUUCUCGGAUCCUGGUUGGGAUAAACUGAACACAACCAUCCUCUCCACCUCGAACUGUGGCAACCCAUCGCUCAGGCACUUUGGUUUUGGACCUACUUCAGGUGAUGGCUUUGGAAUUGGUUACAUCAUCAAAGAUGACGGCAUCUCCAUCUCCGUCGCUAGCAAACACCGCCAGACGAAACGCUUUGUCGACACUCUCGAGAGUUACCUCCUCGAGAUUCGCCGCAUCCUAAGGAUUACAAACCGCCGCGCAACAUCAACAAAACAGACGCGUGCACGUGAGAUUGACCUGAGCAAAGUCAAAGCUGGCAACCGUUUAAAGGCAAGAGGACGCAUGAUUACUGGUACCGAGGCGAUUCGCAGGGAAGCCAAAUCCGCCGCUGGCACGAGAUCGCCGACGGAAGAUAGCAUGACGAUGAGUGAGGACGAUGAGUUGGGAGGGUACGGGUUCUUUGAUGCCGGGAUGCUGCUGCAGGCUCUUAAGGCUCGCGGAGAAGCUAUGGACAGUGGAGAUGUCAAAGCCUCGGAGAAGGCCAGGCGGCGGGACGUCGGAAAGAAAUUGCGGUUAGUUGAGUAUUAA